Zea mays is the source of this 1369-nucleotide messenger RNA. Its product is annotated as cupin, RmlC-type. Bases 224 to 1054 code for a protein of 276 amino acids. The record is from RefSeq and is marked provisional. Gene Ontology annotation, molecular function: oxidoreductase activity, acting on single donors with incorporation of molecular oxygen, incorporation of two atoms of oxygen. The transcript is spliced from 5 exons. NCBI's taxonomy places the organism in Eukaryota, Viridiplantae, Streptophyta, Magnoliopsida, Poales, Poaceae.
CCCGCUCCCGCCCCUGGUUUUGCCUUGCCUAGCCUUCGUCCGUCUACUACUUGUAUGGAUGCAAAUACCAAUCUCCACCUGCACUCUCCCGACUCAGGAUUUAUACCCACCCCCGUCGGUCGAUCCCCUCCCUCCCUCCCGCCGCCGCCGCCGCCGCCCGUAGCCAAGACCAAGAUCCCGUCUCGCCCGGCGUCGCACCUGACCUAACCCUGAGCCCUGUGAUAUGCCGGUUCAGGUCGGAGGCAGCAAGGUGGCGGACCCGAGGCCGGCCAGGGUGGUGGACCUAUCGCCCGUAGGCGACAGGUCCCGCGCCUCCUCCAAGAAGAACCGCCGCCGCCACAAGAAGGCCGACGCCGCCUCUUCCAUCUCGCCCAUGCAGAGGCUCUUCGACACCAGCAGGGAGGUCUUCGCCAACUCCUACCCGGGCUUCGUCCCGCCGCCGGACGCCGUCGCCCGCCUCUCGGGCCUCCUCAAUGAGCUGAAGCCUCGUGACGUCAGGGUUGCCCCAAGCAUGUCCGUCUUCAAGCAUGCCGAUCCUACAAGCCCCCCUCCAGUUACCUAUUUGCACUUCUACGGUUCCUCCGAGUUUUCGUUUGGUAUCUUCUGUUUACCGAAAUCGGCAAUUAUUCCCCUCCACAACCAUCCUGGGAUGACAGUGUUUAGCAAGAUACUGUUUGGUUCCAUGCACCUCAAGUCCUAUGAUUGGGCUAAAAGUCUGCCGGCGGGUAGCAACGAUAAUGCACUUGAGAACUCUGAUGGAGCAGGAGCUCGUCUGGCCAAGGUGAACACAGAUGCCGUUUUUGACGCUUCAUCUGAGACCGUAGUUCUGUACCCUGAAAAUGGAGGGAACUUGCACUGCUUUACGGCGCUGACCCCUUGUGCCGUGCUGGAUGUGAUGGGCCCUCCCUACAACCGUGCUCAAGGAAGGGAUUGCGCGUAUUACAGCGAAUCGCCCUACUCGUGUGCUGGAGAUGCACAAUAUUCUUGGCUCAAAGAGGUUCACAGCACAUUUGAGAUGGAAGGCAUAAAGAUGGAGCCCAACUUCAUCGUCUAAUAAUUAAGCAGGCAUGGCAUGGCAUGUCAUCGUAAUGCUGCUAGUUUCAUGUAGAUAAUCUCUAGCUGCGGGGGUGUAGUACAACUGGAAGACGGCCAGAUGCUCUUUUGACAUUCGUUUGCCUUAAUUUCAUAUGCCUCCCUUUAUGUAUGUUAACAAUUCGAAUCUUGGGUCAUGGUCACUUUUUUUCUGUUUUCCCUGUAGACAGCAGGUGCUACUUUUUGAAGUGAUCAUGGACCAAAUUCUGUGGGUCGUUUGGUUGGUUUUUGUUGAGCAGCAGAACAGUCUUCAACUUUCUGCCUGCCAUCGUGUUUC